AUGUAUACAACUCUAAGAGCUUAUCUGACCCGUCCAAACGUUCCUCUCAGCGUACACCCCAAAGUGAAUGGCGCUCAAGUGCGGACCGAUGGCGCAGCACAAAAUUGGUCGCCGGUAGACAAGUGGGGGAUCUGGGCAGACUUCAACAUUGACACUAUCGAAACUCUGUUCGGAACUCUCCUUGACACCACCUUCAAAGUUGCGAAGCCACCCCCACCUUUGAACUCACUGCGCUGUCUUCAAUAUGAAAGUCACCUCGAUUUCAUUCUGAUACGACAGAACAGUGUUAUUGUCAACGAAGCACUACGGGUAGCCUGCAGUCAUCUAGGCCUGCGCCAAGUGGAAUGGAUAACGGGCGUGGGUAAUUCUGGUGAUGGAACGUUCCCGGACUGGAGUGGCAUCCAGGUGUCUGGUUCCAACGAUGAGGAGAGCAUCAUUCCUGGGGAUACAAAGCUCACCACAGAUGUCCUCAAACCUGCGACUGACAAGUCAAGUUCGAAGCUAGACUCCGAUGACACACCUGUAUCAGAAACAAACGAUCCCGAAACUGAGCUAGCUCGGUCGUGUUUACAGCAGGCUAACUACUAUGCCCGUAGUCACAACGCGCGAUAUUUCUAUGUUAUCACGAACAAAGAGCUAUUUCUGUGCCGUAGGACGGCGGAUUCACCUCAUGGUACUCCCCUCGCCACCCGCAGGACAAAGAGAACAACAGUCACGGAUCCCAAUACCACUCCCAACCAGCAGAUUGCUCUUUAUCAAUCAUCGUCGACUUCGAUCACUGGGCGGGACAGACCUACAGCCGGUACCUCUGUCUCAUCGGCUCGGUCAUCUAGUGUUCAAUCAACGCCGCCUUGGACCACUGGGCGGGAUAGACCUACAGCCGGUACCACUGUCUCACCGGCUCAGCCAUCUAGUGGUCAAUCAACGCCAUCUUGGAUCCCUGGGCCAGACAGACCUAGAGCCGCUACCCCUAUCUUACCGGCUCUGUCAUCAAGAGUCCAAAAGUCCUCGCCUCCUACUCCUUCACCUCACCCCACUUCCGAUCACUCUUCCGACUCUACCUACCAGCCAGACAACACCGUGGAAGACACGGAGAAUCUCGAAGCUGUUAGCAUUCGUUGGGAGGCGGAAGAGGGAUUGACCGUCAAUCUUGGACUCUUUGUUAUCCAUCUACUGGCACUUGUCUCCCACGAGAUUCGGCCAGAAUACCAUCCGAUUGAUGAGGAUCCAGAGUAUUGUGCAAAGUUCCAGGGGUUCAUGUCGUGA
Molecule: messenger RNA, 1266 nt
Organism: Fonsecaea nubica
Lineage: Eukaryota; Fungi; Ascomycota; Eurotiomycetes; Chaetothyriales; Herpotrichiellaceae
Exons: 2
Coding region: 1-1266 (421 amino acids)
Source: RefSeq, a predicted model, not a curated record